Cuscuta campestris is the source of this 1076-nucleotide messenger RNA. Lineage: Eukaryota; Viridiplantae; Streptophyta; Magnoliopsida; Solanales; Convolvulaceae. The record is from the annotation of a GenBank genome assembly.
UUUAUUACGGUAAACUCUGUAUUCUUUUUUGGUGGGUGGGGGACGGGGUGUGAUGGAUUUUCGUUUUAUUAAAAAGGAUUUUCUAUUUGCAAAAUAAACCCUAGAAAACCAAUUCAGCACGAUAAUGAAGAGGACUGUGUAUUGAGAUCGAGUUUCAAUCAUGGCCAUCUAUAUGAGGCGCGCGCUGAUAUCCUCCGGCGACCUCGCCGUGUUUUUCCGUACAUCGGUCUCUCAGACCCGCCAUUUCUCUUCACCAGUUGCCUGUUCUCCGACUAGCUCAGCAGCGUCAGAGAUGGCGGCCACAGCCCCGCCCUUUAGCGGCAAUUUGAAGAAAGCACUUGCUGGCUUAAGACGAAUAGAUCUGGAAGGUCUGAGGUGGAGAGUAUUUGAUGCCAAAGGCCAGGUUCUUGGGAGGCUGGCAGCUCAGAUAUCAACUGUGGUUCAAGGUAAAGAUAAGCCGACAUACUCACCUCAAUGGGACGAAGGGGAUAUGUGUGUAGUGAUCAAUGCAAAGGAUGUGUGUGUCACAGGAAGAAAGCUCACUAAUAAGUUCUACAGAUGGCACACCGGGUAUAUUGGACACCUCAAGGAGAGGAGUUUGAAGGACCAAAUGGCAAAGGACCCCACAGAAGUAAUCCGCAAAGCAGUUCUUCGCAUGCUUCCAAGAAACAAGUUGCGCGAUGAUAGAGAUCGGAAAUUGAGAAUAUUUGCAGGCAGUGAGCACCCCUUUGGUGACAAACCCUUAGAGCCCUACGUGAUGCCACCUCGCAAAGUCCGUGAAAUGCGGCCUCGUGCUAGGCGGGCCAUGAUCCGAGCUCAAAAGAAGGCCGAGCAACAACAGGGGCCUACAGUCACAAAGAGAGGCAAAAAGAGGGAGACAGAAGCAGAAAAUAAUGCAUAGCUAUCAAAAUUUGAUGCCUUGCUUACUGAAGUUAUGAGAUUCGAUUUCAAAUGACUCUGGUUUUGAACUGGAAACUGAUUUAUCAAUGUUAUUUGUGUUGUUCAUAUGAUGAGAUAUUUUUAUGCUCUUAAUUUACUACCCAGAAAAUUUAACUUAAUAACAAAUCUUUUUGGGU